Patella vulgata (common limpet) is the source of this 7625-nucleotide messenger RNA. RefSeq lists its product as uncharacterized. NCBI's taxonomy places the organism in Eukaryota, Metazoa, Mollusca, Gastropoda, Patellidae. The coding region runs from base 143 to 6670 and encodes 2175 amino acids. The transcript has 52 exons. The record is from RefSeq and is a predicted model, not a curated record. Gene Ontology annotation, molecular function: protein binding.
AACAUGUAAACAGUAUGGCCGACAAAAUUAUACUUUUAUCCAAAACAGACUCUCUUUUAGCAGAUUACCGGCAAUUAUUCGGAUAAAUUAUGCAAUUAACAACAUAUAACUUUCUAGAUAAGUUUUCAACAAUAAAAGAAAAAUGCCAGGAAUUGGUAAAGAACUGUUUCCAACAAGCCCGUCCUCUCGUGGUUCUGCCUUUCGUCUCAGACAGAAUCGUCAUGUUGAUUUAAUGUUAAGACAAGAACUCAUUGAUGUUGCCCAAAGAUCGGUUGAUAAUAUCAUUGCUAAGAAACAGUCAGAAAAGGAACUUCCCCUCGACGAAGAAGAAAUCUUGUCCAGACAACUGCAACCUGAAUUUUUGCCCGUAAAGUACAGAGAAAAGCGAAAAAAACAUCCAAUAUAUCAUGAUGACUUACCAAAUAAAAAAGAACAGUCUCAAAGAAUAGCUACAGUUCCGGUAUAUAAUCCAUUAGAUAGAGAUUUCAAAUCUUCCUCGCCUGCAAAAUCCAACAAAUUUCCUUAUAUUAAUGAUAAAAGAAUUACAACAGAAGAAAUGAGAAAACCUCGAACAACAUCAGUAGGAGUCGUACCAUCUAGAUUAAGUAAAGAUAUCUCAAAAUUGCAUGUAAUUAUGGGAGGAAUGCCAGCUGGUAAUAUACUUGAUACAACAUUAGAAGAAAUGGAACAGGCUAACAAGGCAAAUACGGCUCGAUCAAGUUAUGUUAAAUCUGAUAUUUAUGAUGAUGAGAGUAUAGGGGAUGAAAUAAUGGCACACACACCUUUUCAACAACCCAAAACAAAACCAGCCAUUUUAUCUGUAACUGGUACAAUACAAACCGUCAAGUUCAGUGAGAGACAAAAGCCUCCAGCUCGCCCUUCAUUCAUUGACGCUAAGCGUCAGAGAAGAAUAAAAAGUGGUCGUAGUAUACCAUCAUCAUUAAAAAGUGAUGAUAUAUCAGUACCUGGUGAUGAUUAUUGUGCUAAAUAUGAUGAUGUUGUUAGAGAUAUGGAUGCUGAUUUACAAACAGCUGUUGGUGUGGAGCCUGAUAGUCGACUUAGUACUGCAUCAAGUACAGGAACAGUAAAAUCAGUACAUGAAUUAGUUGAAGAAGCUAAGAAGAUUGCUGGUCCUGAAGCAGAACCUGAACCAAUCAAUAAUAAACCUCAAAGUUUAUCACCAAGAGCAUCCAAAUCACCACGUAGAAAAAAAUCAAAGAAAGAUAACAAAGUUGAUAAACGUAAAACAGGUGUCAAGGAUGGAGAAGAGGUAGGAGAGGUUCGAGCUGAGAGAACUGUCGAUCAAAUUAUAGCAUCUUUACGUGAUCAAUCUAGAGUGGGCGUUGCUUCAGAAGCUGAUCGACGAAUAAAAGAAAUCAUGGAUGGUGUUAUGUCCAGAGCUAGUGCAGUUCUUGAUAAUUUUGAAGAUGACAGAAGUCAAGAUGAGAUAACUCCAGUUGGUGGAAGAACACCCGAUGAUGAAAUCACAGCCGAGUUUAGAGCAAGUUAUCUUGCUUCUAGUCCGUUGAUUAAUGAUAAAAGUCCUGAUGACAAUGUCGUCAUAAAAGAAGAUGAUAAUAUAGAUUUAGAAGAGUUAACAGCAAGAACUGAUGAUAUGUCAGUAUUUACAGAUGAGUUAAACAGUCCUAGUGUAGUUUUAACAUCAUCUGUACCACUACCAGUUACUGGUAGUCAACUAUGUUCAGCGAGAGAUGAUGAAGAAGUGGAACAAGUUGAGGAGACUGGGGAUGAUGAAGAUGAACAGCAAGAAGGAUUAGACCUACAUAAGGCCUGGGAGGAUCUACAUACACCAUCAAUGGCUACUUAUGAAGAUUUAGUUAGUGUACAAGGUUACAAGAAAUCUCUAGAAUCACGAGUCGAACCAGCACCAGAUACAUCCAACAGAACUCCUGUUUAUUCUACGUCUGUCUCAUUCCUCUCUACAUGGGCGCCAUCUAGUGUUCAAGAAACAAAACCUGAUACAAUAACUCCAACUGAGCAGAAGCCGCCCAAACAUAUUCACCAUUUCUGCACAAUGACUACAGAGUUUCAACUGCCCAAACAAUUUCAACAGAUAGGACGCAAAUAUCAUACACCUGAUCGCUAUAAGGGAGUUAAUCCUGAUCAACCGUACAGAUUUGGUAAACUCGGACCGGUAGGUAUAAUACCAGAAACUAUACCAGAAUCACCAGAAUUAUCAAUUAAAGACGAGGAUAGAAUUGUCAUGGCAGCCCAGAGAGUUCUAGAAGAAAGCAAGCAAGUGGACAAUGUUGAUGAUUCUUUGGAAGCCUGGCAGAAACGAGCUGAGACGGUGUUUUCAUCGGGUGACAUAGUAGCACAGGGUGUGAAGGCGUCUAUAAAGUUUGAUGAAUCUCGAGUUUAUUGGAACCCUGCUCCUCCUAAAUUAGAUGUUCCUCCAGCCCAGGUACGACAAGUGUUGUUCCCUGAAUAUAAAGUUCCUGUAUUUGGUGCCGGACUAGGUGAUGACAUGGCUGGUAUGUCCGAUACAGAUAGUGAUAGUGAUGGUGAGAAUCAAGUAGACUCGAUGGAUCCCGAAGAUAAAGAAAUCUAUGAAAGAAUUAUGUCUAGAAGAUAUAAAUCUCUGGAUAAUUUAUCUAAUUUGGUUAAAGCUAAGACUUUAUAUGAUGAGAAAGUUGCCGAAGGUCGAAUAAAUCCUUAUACAGGUUAUCACAUAGAGCCACCACCUAUAACAACAGAUGAAGAAGGAGCAGAAACUACAGCAGUUGUAGCAGAUGUUGUUUAUACCAGUUAUUCAUCAGAUUUAUUAUAUACUAAAGAUACAUCGUUUUUACCUAAAUAUCUUAUUAAAGAUGAAAUAUUACCAGUAUUUACUGUACUCAGGAAAUCUAAAUCACAGCCUAAUCUUUGUACAGAAGAUGAUACUCUGUUAGUGCCACAAGAUUUUACUACAGCUAUGGAAGAGAUACAAGAACAGAAAGCUCAGAUAAAAGAGAUCCGAUUACGUAAAGCAUUAGGUGAAAAGGAAAUUUCAAUAGUCAAAACUACACCACUAUUUACUGAAGCAGAAGAAGAGGAUGAGUUUUAUGGAGAUGAGAUAGAAAUUGAAGUACCAAUGAUAACAUUUCCUCAAAAAGAACAUAAAUUAACUCCAGCAGAAUUAGCUCUAGAAGCAGGACGUAAUUAUGUUGUUCUUCCAAAACAGAAGAAGAAAAUAGAAGUACCAGUAGACAUGAAAAGAUUGGAAGAAAUUGAAUCUUUUCUAACUAAGAAACCUAACACUUUAUCACGAUCUUCAUCUUUUCCUAAUAUACCAAGAGUUAUAGAGAGAGAACUUCGUGUACCACAACAUAUUAGAACAGAAAUAAGAAGUAGUAAACCUAAUUUACUGGACUUUGAAGAAUUUAAACAGAAAGGUGAAAUAAGUGGAGAUGAUGAUGAGAGAGAAUGGGUAAGAGAUAUAUGGAAUACCUGGUUUGAUGAACUGUAUCCCCCUACUCCGUCUGGUUCAGAAGGAGAGGAUGAUGACGAAAAGUUACCCCAACUUGAUAAACUUACAUUACUUAAACCUAAACCACCGAAAGAAGUUAAAAGACGACCGUCUAUACAGAGUGUAUUAUCUGAUAUUGAUGCUUUACAACCUGUAGAAGAUACGGAAGAAAACACUGAAAUAUUAAAUAUUUUACGUGAAGAGAUAGAUAAAGUUACUCAGAUUAUUGAAGCCAGUGAUAAACCAACAGCAUAUGAUCUUUGUCGUAGAGGUGCUUUAUAUAGAAAGAUUGGACAGUUAAAGAAAGCUGCCAAUGAUUUGAAUAAAUCUAUAGAGCUAGAACCAUUAUUAUUAGAUGCAUAUUGGCAUCGUCAUCUUUUAUAUAUAUUACAAGAGAAAAAACAGGCAGCAUUAGAUGAUCUACAGUUUAUUAUGAAGAAAAACAAACAUCAUGGUGGGGCUUAUAGAUCUAUGGCUGAGAUAUAUCGUAAACAGGGGGAUGUAACCAUGGCGAUAGUUAAUUUUACACAAGCUAUUAAAUAUAAUCCCAAAGAUCAUGAAGCAUAUUUUCAACGAGCUCAGAUGUAUGAACAGAGAGGAGAGGUAUUAUUAGCGUUAGAAGAUUAUGCAACAACUAAAAAGAUCAUGCCAACCAGGACGGAUGCCAUCAUGAAACAUGGUCUUUAUUAUUUUGAACAUGAGAAUCCAAACUGGAACAAUGCUAUCAAUGAUUUUACAGAUUUAUUACGAGUCGAUUCAUUAAACGCUACAGCUAGAUUAUAUCGUGGACGAGCCUACGCUAAACUAGGUCAAUGGAUACCAGCGGUACAAGAUUUAUCAGCAGCCAUCCAUCUUGAUCCACACAACUGGCAAGCUUUUUAUCAUAGAGCUUGUAUUAUUAGAAAAUCAAAUCCUGAAAGAGCAUUACAGGAUUAUAGUGUAUCUUUAUUAUUAGAAGAUUCUGAAGAUAAUUUAUUAUCUUUCAUGCAUAGAGGUAUAUUAUAUGAUGAACUAGGCAGUCCAGAAGAUGCUAUAGCUGAUUUUGAGAGUGUUUUAGCUUUAAAUAAAGAUAUAGCAUGUGCUCAUGUUUGUCUGGGUUUAAUACACAUGACAAAGUUUAACAAUCAUCACAGAGCUAUAAAGAAAUUUACAGCAGCAAUAAAAGUUGAUCCAACUCAUCUUAGAGCUUAUAUAUGUCGAGGUGAAGCUUAUCAUAAAAUACAUGAGUUAACGUUAGCAAUCAGAGAUUUUACACGAGCUAUUCAUCUUCGACCUGAUAUACAACAUUAUUAUAUGUAUAGGGGUCAGUUAAUAUUGGAAACUGGUAAUUUAGAACUAGCAGCAUUCUGUGUCAGACAAGCAUCAGAGUUGAGUGUCGAUACAACGUCUAAUUCACUGGGAGAACGACCAACCCAACAAGCCAUUGUACAAUCAUUCCUUAAAAAUUAUGAUAAGGCUAUAGAUGCAUUAACAGCUGCUACAAAAACUGUACGAGAUCAAGGAGAUAAAAAAACUGUUGCUCCACUCUUCAUGUUACUAGGUAAAACACAGAUGAAAGCUAAACGAUUUAAAAAUGCUGUUACCAGUUUUAACGAAGCUUUGUCUAGAUUUAAACCGUGGCGUAUCAGAGAUCCAUGGCCAGCAGAAACAAGUGAAGCACAUUAUCUAUGUGGUGUCUGUCAUAUGGAACUUAGAAAUGUUCACAGUGCUGUUGAAUCAUUUAACUCUGCUAUUAAACUAGAUUCACAUUUUGCUGAAGCAUUCUAUCAGCGAGGUUUAGCUCGAAUGAAGUUAAAACAGUCUAAAGGAGUUCAAGAUUUCAAUAGAGCGCUGGCUAUCAAUCCUAAAAUAUUCCAGGCAUAUCUAAGUCGUGCCUGUUAUUAUGGUAUGAAGAAGAACUAUACUAAAGCUAUACUCAACUGUAAUGAAGCUUUAAAAUUACAACCUAAUAGUGUUAGAGCUUAUCUAUAUAGAGGAGCAUUAAAGUUUCAUAUCCGAGUUUAUGAAUUGGCUAUAAAAGAUUUGUCCAAAGCAGCCUCCAUUGACAAUUCAUGUUCACUGGCCUACUUUAACCGUGCCGUCUGCUAUCAAGAAAGCAAAAUGUUUGACAAGGCUCUGAUGGAUUAUGGUAUAGUUUUAUUAUUAGGAGAUCAACUAUUAUUAAAGGUAUUCAUCAACAGAGGAUUGUUAUAUUUUGAAAGGAAGGAUUAUGCGAAUGCACUCUAUGAUUUCCAAAUGUCAGCUAAAUUAAGUCCCGAGAAUCAUCGCAUACAUCAUACACUGGGUCUAUGUUAUCAUAAGUUAGAUUGUUUACAAGAUGCAGUUAAAACAUUUACAAAAUGUCUAGAAAUCAAACCAUUCUUCCUAGAUGGUCUUAUAUCUAGAGGUAAUGUCUACAUGGAUUAUGGUAAUAAAGAUGGACUGAUAUUUGCUAGACGUGAUUAUCAAAGAGCUCUAAAAUUAGAUCCAAUGUGUCUGCCUGCUCGUGUUAACCUGGCUUAUACAUUACAAGUUGAAGGUCAUUUAAUGCAGGCAUGGAGACAGUUUACAGCAGCUAUAGAUGUUAAACCUUCAUUUAAACCAGCAUUAGAAGGUAGAGCUAUAAUCAAUUUACAGAUGAGUAGUACGUUCGCUGCUUCACAAGAUAUUACAGCCUCCAUUAAAGUAGCACCUACGGCUGAAUUAUUAACUAAUAGAGGUGUUAUUAAUCAGUUUAUGAAUGAUUCUAUCAAUGCUAUGAAAGAUUAUCAGCAAGCUGUAAAAUUAGAUGGCACUUAUUCACUGGCUUACUUUAAUAUGGGAAAUAUAAACUUUCAUACCCGACACUUCAAACAGGCAUUAUGUAACUAUGAUAAAGCUAUUGAGUUCAACAAGAAAGAUGAAUCUGCUUUUCUUAAUAGAGCUAUAACUAAGGUGUUAUUACGAGAUGCUCAGGGAGCUUUAAUUGAUUUUAAGGCAGCUAUUAAACUAAGUCCCCACUCAGCCCACAUGUAUUUUAAUCGUGGUAAUCUCUACAGUUCUCUACAACAGUAUGAUAAAGCUGAAAAAGAUUACACAAAAGCUUUAGAAUUGGUACCAGAUGAUGCUUUAACAUUAAAGAGACGAGCAGAUGUUAGAGGAAAGUUAGGAAGGAGACAAGAAGCUGUAGCCGAUUAUAAACAUGCCAUAGAAAUACAGGGACGACCAAAACGAGUUCAAUAGGGGACAAAUAAAUUCCCAAAUUUGUGAUCAAUGUAUAUUUUAUAUCAGCAUUAAGUCAUUGAAGUGUUUUAGGUUGUAACUGUCAAGAUUAACAAAAUACCCAAACAAAAAUUUAAUAUUUGCUAAACAUGUACAAAUGACUGCAGAUUAACUGCAAAAUGCAUCCCAAAUAUGUGACUCUUUAAGAGGUUUGUUACUGUAGCAUGUGGUAACAGUUUCUAAAUUUUAGACUCUUUAAGAGGUUUACUGCUGUAGCUUGCUCAUGAUUACAGAUUCUAGUUUUUGGACACUUUUAAAGGUUUACUACUGUAACUUGCUUGUGGUAACAGUUUCUAAAUUUUAGAUUCUGGACACUGCCAAGGUUUACUACUGCAACUUGCUUGUGAUUACAGAUUAUAAAUUUUAGACUCCUUAAAGGAUUACUACUGUAGUUUGCCUGUGGUUACAGAUUAUAAAUUUUGGACUCUUUAAAAGAUAUUCUGCAUAUUGUUUAUAAUAAAAGAUUCUAAAUUGACCUGUCAACAUUCCAGCCAUAUAUUAAUCCAGACAUGUAUUUGAAAAUUGAUCUUUGAUAACUUUAUUCACUUUUAAGAGCAUUGAUAUUUAAUAUAUACAUAUGUAAAUAUAUCUUGAGUUGCUGUGAUAUAACUUGAAAAUUCUGUCCAUCUUUAUAUGUAUACAUGUAUAUAAGUUAAUACUAAAUUGAUCAAUUUGUAUGCCAAAAUAUAAAUCUAGAUAUAUAUAUUUGAAAAUUGAUCUUUAAUUAAUUUAAUUAUCUUUUAAGAGAAUAUUUAAUUUGUUUAUAUAUUUGUAAAUAUAUCUGGAGUUGCUGUGAUAUAAUAUGAAAAGUCUGUUCAGCUAGAUAUAUAAAUUAUUACUGGGGUGAUAAAUUUGUAUGCCAAAUAUUUAUUAUUUUUGUUAAAAAAUAGUUUUUGAACAUCCACAUUGUUUGUCA